AUGGCUGAGUCUCAGCAGAGCCAGGAGGCCAGCACAGGGCACGCUCACCACCCUAAAGCUGACUCCGUUGGUUUUGAGGAUGACCAUGUUGAGACUGCACAAGAAAUACCAGUGAAUAAGAUGUCAGGGAACGAAGCUCGUCCUCCCACAAGCGUCACAGACAAGAUAUUUUUUAUCGAUUUAGCCAAUAAGCAACUGAAAACCAUCUCACCAAAGGUCUUCAGUCUAGAAUAUCUGGAAGAGCUGCACAUGGAAAAGAAUCAGAUAACAAGCAUCCCCAGGGGCAUCAAUAACCUGAGGCACCUGAAGAUCCUCUACUUGGAUCAGAACCACAUACAGGACCUAUGUGAAGAACUGGGGCAGCUGAAAUAUCUUCUGAGCUUAGAUUUAAGUAACAACCCCCUCUCCUACAGUUCACUGUCAGUUAUCAGCAAGUUGCAGUCCCUUCGUCGGCUCAGGCUCUAUAAAACAAACUUGCAAGAAAUCCCAGUGCAGAUCUGUAAGCGCCUCCAUCACCUUGAACUGCUUGGCCUUUCUGACAAUAAUCUCAAGUCUCUGCCUAAAGAAAUAGUGAACCUGACAAAACUCAAGGAAAUUUACCUCCGGAAAAACAGAUUUGAAAGCUUUCCCAAGGAGCUUUGUCAUAUUGCUAGUUUAGAAAUAAUAGAUCUGGAACAAAAUCUAAUCAGUCUCAUCCCAGAAGAGGUAGGCUUUUUGACAAACUUAGUUAAGCUAUUUUUAGCUUUUAAUAACUUAUCCAUCAUUCCUCCUACACUGCGACGCUGCCAGAAGCUGGAUCUGCUGGAUCUGUCUCAUAAUUUCCUGCACAAGCUUCCCCCAGGUUUGAAGGAUCUCACUGAAAUGAGAGUACUCAAACUGUCUGCUAACAGCCUGGAGAAGUUCCCACAGCAGAUCUGCUGCUGGCCUUCCCUUUCCCACGUUUAUCUGAGGAACACUGGACUGCGCAGAGUACCCAAGUCCUUCACCAAAUUAACCAGCGUCAGGAUACUAGAUCUGGGUGAAAAUUGCUUCAGUAAGAUUCCUAAAGGAAUAAGCAUGAUGAAAAAUCUAGAAGUACUGGCCCUGGAUGACAAUCAGAUACAGGAGAUACCCGCGGAGCUGAAAGAACUGACAAAUUUGAAAAGCCUUAACCUGUCUGAAAACCAAUUCAGUGUCUUUCCAAUGGAAAUCUUUCUUCUGGAUUCAUUAGAAAAAUUAUACCUGGGACAAAAAAAAGGAAUUAAAUUGACGAGCCUGCCAGAAGACAUCAGCAAAUUGCAGCAUCUGAAAGAACUGCAUCUGGAGAACAAUUGCCUGGAGUACCUACCUGCAACCAUCAGCUUGUUGACCCAUUUGAAUGUACUUGACUGUAGCAACAACCUCCUUAAGGAGCUCCCCGACUCCAUAUGCCAAGCGGAAGGUUUGCAAAAACUGUUCAUCCAGAACAAUCAAUUGUCCCAGCUGCCCGAGGAUCUGGACACUCUUCAGCAGCUGGAGGUGGUGGUUGUGGAUGGGAACCCUAUGGCAAACCCUCCGAUAGAAGUGUGCUGUCAGGGGAAAGCUGCCAUCUGGGAAUUCUUAAAGGAAAAAAGGCGUAAAAAGGCCAUAAAAUUAAAGGUCCGAAGGUUGUGGCGUCAGUUGAUGAACGAGAAGGGGCUUAGAGCUUUCUUGGCAUUUAAAAGUAUGAUGGACAAAAAGAAAAAAGGAAAAGAAAAGAAAAAGAAGCCUGUGAAAGGAUCAAAAGCCAAAAAGUGA
Apaloderma vittatum (bar-tailed trogon) is the source of this 1755-nucleotide messenger RNA. RefSeq names its product leucine-rich repeats and IQ motif containing 4 (gene LRRIQ4). Bases 1 to 1755 code for a protein of 584 amino acids. Gene Ontology annotation, molecular function: protein binding. The record is from RefSeq and is a predicted model, not a curated record. Lineage: Eukaryota; Metazoa; Chordata; Aves; Trogoniformes; Trogonidae. The transcript is spliced from 5 exons.